UUUCUAACAUUUUUUUGUUUUAUAAAUGUUGCUGUUACAGUACGCUAUAAUACUUGUAAACAUUAUCGAGAUUAUUUAAUUUAUGGCCUCAGUAAAAACUGCUAUUAUGAACCAGACAUGGACUUAGAACCGGACCAACUAAUAAAGAAAUAUACAGGAAAUGGUGAAACUCACACAGUGACUACCGAAGAUGGUUACAUCUUAACCAUAUUUAGGAUAAAUCGAAAUAACCCUAGAGGUGUCAUCUUAUUACAACAUUCUUUAACCGUUGACUCUAGAGUUUGGAUAGGCCAAGGAAAAGAAAAGUCGUUAGCAUUUUAUUUGUGGAAUGCCGGUUACGAAAUAUGGGUAAGCAAUUGUCGUGGGACCCAAUAUUCUCAAAAGCACACAACACUUUCAGUGUCCGAUUACCGUUAUUGGAAUUUUAGUUUUCACGAAAUUGGCUUCUAUGACCUUCCCAGUCAGAUCAACUUAAUCAAAAAAGUAUCCGGAUUUUCUCAGAUCAUUUAUAUUGGUCAUUCUCAAGGUGCUUCAGCUGGUCUAGUCUAUAGUUCGCUUAAACCUGAUGAAGCAAAGGAAUCUGUAAAAUUUUUCAUUUUUAUGUCAACCCCUUGUUACUAUAUGCAUCAGACAAGUCCAACGAGAUAUCUGAUUCCUUUCGAAUCUGCGAUAACGGCGACAGUUAACAAUUUAAAAUUGGGAAACGCGUUGUUCUUUUUACCUGUUGACAAAAUAUCAAGGCAGGUAUUUCGAAGCUUGCCGUUGACGUUAUAUCUGGUGAAGUAUGCUCUAGCAUUUUUCUUUGGAUGGGCGCCAAAUCAAGCAGACCCGACUAUUCUCAAUCUAGAUGGUGGAAUUUACCUUAAAGAAUUUUCCUGGUAUCUAAUGUUACAUUAUCUGCAACUAGCAAAAGCUAAAAUGAGAUUUCAAAGAUUUGAUUAUGGCAAAAGAAGAAAUUUGAGAUAUUAUGGUACAGAAAAACCUCCCGCUUAUCCUUUGGAACGUGUAUCAGUUCCAAUAUAUUUUGUAUCUAGUUACCAAGAUUCACUGACUAGUUUACAGGAUACUGACUUGUUAAUUGAAACCUUAAAGAAUACGACUACAAUCUACGGGCACUGGAAGGUAAAGGGUUUAAGCCAUAUGGAUUAUCAUUUUGGACGUCAAAAAAAGGAAUUGUUUUAUGAUCAAUUAGUAGAAGUUAUCAACAAACAUUCAAAACCCGAAAGAUAAUCUAGAAAAUUGACGUAUUUAAAUGAAAUUUGUUAAUGAAGAU
Molecule: messenger RNA, 1273 nt
Organism: Zophobas morio
Lineage: Eukaryota; Metazoa; Arthropoda; Insecta; Coleoptera; Tenebrionidae
Product: lipase 1-like
Exons: 7
Coding region: 118-1230 (370 amino acids)
Biological process (GO): lipid metabolic process
Molecular function (GO): hydrolase activity, acting on ester bonds
Source: RefSeq, a predicted model, not a curated record